AUGUCCUCAAGGAACAAUGAGAAAAGCGAGGCGGCUACUAACCUUGUCAAUUCCCCCAAGCCUCAGAAAUUGAACUCGAAGUCCAUCCUAUCUUCAAGUCCUGCACAUUCGCCGGACCAAACCCUGGGAGUGUCUAGAGACGAAACUCGUCCGGCUGGAGCCGUCUCAUUUCCUCUCAGCCCUCCAACAACCCCUCCUCGACAAUCGUCAGCAUUGACGGCCCAUGAGAAGCAGCCGACAGAGGCAAGGUUCAACGCUACGACGCUGAGAACUAGUCUGGGUCUCGACAAUAAGCUAUGCGGGGCUCCUACGAAAUCAAAUAGACCUUGUAGAAAGUGGACACCGGUAGCGAACAGAGCCGAUGUCACUUCUCAGCUUGAAUCGAUCAUCGCUCUCACGCAAUCAUCUACGGAACUCGAAGUUACGCUAGAUAAGCUUGCCAAGCUUGUCCAUUGCAAACACCAUACUAGUGGUCUUCCGAAAAAGGAGCGAAUCGAAGCCUGGAUUAAGAUAUUUCCCAUCGGAGAAGCAAUCAUUACCGACCCUGCCACAUUGGUUGAAAAGGGAAUUCGAAAAGCCCUGGGUCUAAAGUCUGCCCAGUGCAUGGGAAUAGUGGAUAGUGUAGGCUCGCGCUGUAAGCAUGGGAUUGGCGGGCAGCGGGUGUAUAACUGUUUGUCAACGAUUGAUGAAAUUGUUAAUCCAGAUGUCUAUCGAAAUGGCUCCUAUCUUGAAGGUCUCCUGAGAGUUCUUGAGACGAAUAUGUACUGUCCUCAGCACAUAAACAAGCAACCCUUGCAAAAAGUGGCAUCGUGGAAGUUGAGCAUUGGGGAGAUCCUAGAGGGGCACCCUGUAAAGUUGGCUCAAAGCAGUAUACCCGAGGAGACCAGAGGCCUUUCCGGAGCUCCAAACACGCAAGGGCCCCCCGAGAGCCCCUCGACCAGCAGGAGCGAUGGCCUUGUCUUGAGAAGUGGAAACCUAUUGAUUCCCAACUUCGAUCGAGAUUUGAGCACAUAUUGGCCAACCAAAUACAAUACCUCCCCCUUUGAGAUAAUCCCGAAGAGCGACAGAGUUGCUGACUAUAAGUCUUCAUAUGAUAUGGUCCAACGCGAAAUGCUGAGAGAGCUACACGACAUGGACCAGAGAGAUGGGCAUGUUUAUAUGUAUAAGGUUGAAGGAAACCCAGGAUUUGUGAAGAUUGGGUACACGACUCGUUUCGUGGAGGAACGCCUUCAGGAGUGGGACUUCGAUUGCAAUAGGGCCUCCAAAGUCCUAUACCCCAUUUCUUUAAGUACUGCUGCUGCCAUUCCAAAUGCCCGUCGUGUUGAGGCUUUAUGUCACGCGGAGCUGGAUCAUCGAAGAAUCACCAUCUAUUGCCACGGUUGCCUAAAGCAGCAUCUAGAAUGGUUUGAAAUUCCAUCUACAGAAGCCAUUGCGGUGAUCCAAAAGUGGUCCGAUUGGAUGGCGACCCGCCCGUACCGGUCCAUUCAGCCUAGAAAUAAGAAAAAAUAG
Fusarium odoratissimum NRRL 54006 is the source of this 1509-nucleotide messenger RNA. RefSeq lists its product as uncharacterized. The transcript has a single exon. The coding region runs from base 1 to 1509 and encodes 502 amino acids. The record is from RefSeq and is a predicted model, not a curated record. NCBI's taxonomy places the organism in Eukaryota, Fungi, Ascomycota, Sordariomycetes, Hypocreales, Nectriaceae.